AUGGGCGAUAACGAAAACGGAGAUAAUCUGAAUAAUCAUCAAGAUUCUGGAUCAGGAUCACAUCACGACGCGGCGCCCCAACAGCAACAGAACAAUAUGUCCCACCAACAGCAGCCGCAGCAGCAGCAGCACAAUGAGCACAAUAAGCAGCAGCAGCAACAGCGCGAUGACGUGUGCCGAGACUUUUUGAAAAACAUUUGCAAUCGCGGCUCGCGCUGUAAAUUUUAUCAUCCGUCCGAGGCGCCGCCAAUCAGCGAUCACGAUUACAAUUUCUGCAUUGACUAUCAGAAUCGAGGGUGCCAGCGUGACAAUUGUCGUUUCGUGCACGCGCCUCGCGACGAAGUGGAGAGAUACAAGACGACGCGCGAACUGACGCUUAUCCUGGCGCGUGCCAUCGCCGCCGUCGGUCACGGUGACACAAUCGGCGGAAUUCCGAUUUGCAAAGAGUUUCAAACGGGCCGUUGUGCUCGCGGAGUCAAUCGAUGCCGUUAUUGGCAUGUGAAUGUGGAUUUGGAACGAGAUCGACGCAAUCGUGGACUACCACCAUCGAAUGAUUUUGGACCUGGCGGAGGUGGAGGUGGAAUGGGUGGAGGUGGAGGAUCUGGAGGAUCUGGUGGAGGAUCAGGAAGAUUCCCACCACCACCACCACCAUAUGGUGGAGGUGGAAGACGUCGACCUUACGAUGAUUAUGAUAGUGAUCCGAUCAAGCGUGGGCGUUAUGGAUCCGAUGAUCGUCUGAUGGAGUUGGAGAAGCGAAAUGCUGAGCUAUCGAAGGAAGUUGAUUCGCUACGUCGGGAACUACAACGGGAACACGAUCGUUACGAGGAUUUGUAUGCUCUGUUCCGUCAGCAGAGUGGUGGAGCACCGGCACCACCGAAGGCUGCCGCAGCUGCAUCGGCUGUUAAUGAUUAUUAUGGAACGUGGGGGCAAAAGGCUCCGGGGUGGUAGAUUUUUAGGAGAGAGAUGGAAAUUGUGUGGAGAAAAUGAAGAAAAUUUGGCUUGGAAUUGUGAUUUUUGAGGUUUUUUAAGCUUGAACAGCCGAAAAUCCGAGUUUCCAUGGAUUUUGUGCUUUUUUCGAGAAAAUCUGCUCAUUUUUAAGGUUUUAGGUAGCAAAUUUUUAAGGUUCCACUUUUUGAGGCGAAAAAUUGUGCAAUUGUGCUCUUAACGGCUUUUUUACCAAAUUUUCGCCGUAGAAAAUGCUCGAAAUUGUGAAUUUUGAGCAAAAAAUAUUUUUUCCGUGCUCAUUUUCAUGAAAACCAUGAAAAUCUGCACAUUUUCAUGCAUUUUUCUCGGAUUUUCAGGUUUUUUUGAAAGAAAAUCUCUAUAAUUCCAGCUAUGAGCCGAAAAUUGUGCGCGAUUUCCAGAAAAAUUCGGAAAAUUGCACAUUUUGAUCAAAAAAUUGACGUUUCUAUGAAUUUUUGGCGAAAAUUGGGCUCAUUUUUGAGAAAAUCCUGAAAAUUGCUCAUUUUCGCUCAUUUUUUUUGCCGAUUUCAAUGCUUUUUAUUGCCAAAUGCUUUAAAAUUUUCAAAAAUUCCACUUUUUAAUCUCUGAAAAUUCAUUUUGAGCCGAAGAAUUGUGCAAAAAUUUCCUUAAAAAUUCCCAAAAUAUCCGAUUUUCAGCUGUUUUUCCUCAAUAAAACCCUGAAAAAUCCAUUUUCAAGCCACAUUUCCACCAUUUCCAGCACUUUUUCCAUUCCUAAAAAUUUUCCAUCCAUCAAAAAAUUCCAACACAUUUCCCCAUGAUUUUCUCGAUUUCUCUCUAUUUUUUAAUUAAAAUUUUCAAUUUUUUGUGUGUGAUAAUAACAUGUCUAAAAGAAUUAUUGAUUUUUUUAUCCAUUUUUGUUGUAAUUUUCCCUUUUUUCUCUUGUUUUCUUACCAAUUCCCAUCCAAAUCAGCUCCAACAGUACUUUAAUUUAUUUAUUUUUUUUUUAUUUCCAAAAAAUGUUCCCCCUUUUCUCUGAAUCUCUCCUCUCUCAUAUACAUUUUACUAAAUAUUUAAAAAAAAAAAU
This is a messenger RNA of Caenorhabditis elegans, 2008 nucleotides long. RefSeq names its product C3H1-type domain-containing protein (gene Y53G8AR.9). Bases 1 to 948 code for a protein of 315 amino acids. NCBI's taxonomy places the organism in Eukaryota, Metazoa, Nematoda, Chromadorea, Rhabditida, Rhabditidae. The record is from RefSeq and is marked reviewed. The transcript has 2 exons. Gene Ontology annotation, molecular function: metal ion binding.